GGGCGGUGUCAUAUCGGAGUGUUAUGACUGACGCGGAAUAUCAUCCAAUGGGAGAUCGCAUAAAUAUUUAGCUAGGUUGCUAACAAGCUAAGAAGGUUGCUAGCUAGGACCUAUUGGAAGAAGAUGGAUACUGUAACGCUGGAACCAUCUUUGUACACUGUGAAAGCGGUCCUCAUUCUGGAUAAUGAUGGAGAGAGGCUUUAUGCAAAAAGGUUUUUGAUGUGCCAGCCAUCGGUUGAGACACAACAUGCUCUUGGGUACAAGUAUUAUGAUGGCACCUACCCUUCAGUGAAGGAACAGAAAGCUUUCGAGAAGAACAUCUUCAGCAAGACACACAGGACUGACAGUGAGAUCGCUCUGCUAGAGGGCCUCACAGUCGUCUACAAGAGCAACAUUGAUCUCUUCUUCUAUGUCAUUGGAAGCUCACAUGAAAAUGAGUUGAUGCUAAUGGCUGUUCUGAACUGUCUGUUUGACUCACUUAGCCAAAUGUUGAGGAAGAAUGUUGAGAGGAGAGCUCUACUUGAGAACAUGGAAGGUCUCUUUCUAGCUGUGGAUGAAAUUGUGGAUGGAGGAGUGAUUCUGGAGAGUGAUCCUCAGCAAGUGGUCCACCGCGUAGCUCUAAGGGGGGAAGAUGUGCCUUACUCAGAGCAGACUGUCACCCAGGUGCUGCAGUCUGCCAAGGAACAGAUCAAAUGGUCUCUGCUACGAUAGAACCUGUCGACUCCCCUCAUCUAACACUGUACCGCCAUUACCCAUGGCUCCCUCUCUCUGUGAUGCCAUCUCUUCCCCUGUGCUCGUUACUCACCAUUCCUCCAAUCAGGACUGAUGAGCGGAUGAUCGCUCAGCCAAUCAGACACUGCCAGGGCAAGGGAUAUCUGAGUUUUGUCUGUCUGAAUCAAUCAUUUCUAUCAUGUGUGUGUCUUUACUGUGAAGGUGUAUUCUUCUGAUAUCUAGUUCUAACGCUAGCUAUGAGAGAGAUUGGAUGCUAGCGUGUCCAUACAUUCCAGUGGUUUGAUUUGCGUUUUCUUCCACAGUCCCUUACCACUUCCGUUGACCGCUUCAUGCCCCUCAUCUCUGAUAACAUUACAUGGGUUUAGUACAGACCAUAGAAAUGACUCCUUUCAAAUUCUAUGGUCCGAUCAGGCAACAUCGUUGUUAGGCGCUAUGUGCUCUUCGGAAAUACUUUAUGAACUCGGUCAUUUAAAUCUUUUGAAUAAAAAACAUUUCUAGACACUGA
Oncorhynchus keta (chum salmon) is the source of this 1237-nucleotide messenger RNA. Its product is annotated as coatomer subunit zeta-1-like. The coding region runs from base 124 to 711 and encodes 195 amino acids. The transcript is spliced from 10 exons. The record is from RefSeq and is a predicted model, not a curated record. Gene Ontology annotation, biological process: intra-Golgi vesicle-mediated transport; retrograde vesicle-mediated transport, Golgi to endoplasmic reticulum; intracellular protein transport. Gene Ontology annotation, cellular component: COPI vesicle coat. NCBI's taxonomy places the organism in Eukaryota, Metazoa, Chordata, Actinopteri, Salmoniformes, Salmonidae.